Messenger RNA from Hylaeus volcanicus, 2579 nucleotides. RefSeq names its product protein MEMO1. The record is from RefSeq and is a predicted model, not a curated record. The transcript has 8 exons. Lineage: Eukaryota; Metazoa; Arthropoda; Insecta; Hymenoptera; Colletidae. The coding region runs from base 383 to 1273 and encodes 296 amino acids.
GCUUCGGACAACAUUUUCGCUAAGGAAAAAGUUGUUUCAAAUCACCUCCCGGACCACCCCUUUCAAGGUGUUACAACAUUUUUGGGACACCCUGUAGUUUGGUUGAAUGAAGGUUUCUCAUUUUUGUUUUUAUUUGCAUACAGAAAUUUAUAUUUUUGGGGAUGUGAUACACCUAUAAAUGUAUCAUUCGACGGUAUUGGAAGUGCAUGGUUCAUGGUUAAAUAUAAAGAUUUGUGAUAGAAUUUUAUAAACAUUUUGUAUUUAAAUAGGAUUUAAUAAGAACGCUCUAUGUAAGUUAUUUAUAAAAAUAUCGAUAAGCCAAAGACUGGUUUACCGUGAGAAGUGAGUGGAAGAAAUAAAAAUUAGUGUAAGAAAGUGAAAAAUGGCAUUAAUUAGAAGAGCAACCCAUGCUGGUAGUUGGUACGCAGGCUCUGGUUCGGAGCUGAAUAAGCAAUUAGAAGGUUGGUUAGGUGCGGCAGACUUAUCGCAUGGACCUGCCAGGGCAAUUAUUGCCCCACAUGCAGGUUACAGCUAUUGCGGAGCAUGUGCUGGUUUUGCGUAUCGCCAGAUUAGUCCAGUUGUUGUGCGUAGGAUAUUUAUUCUGGGCCCUUCACAUCACGUGAGAUUAUCAGGCUGUGCUCUUUCUUCUGCUUCAAUUUAUCAAACGCCGCUGUAUGAUCUACAUAUUGAUCAACAAGUAUGCAGAGAACUCGAAGAAACUAGACAUUUUGAAUGGAUGGAUUUAAAUACAGACGAAGAAGAACAUAGCAUUGAAAUGCAAUUGCCAUUUAUAGCAAAGGUCAUGGAAGGGUUUAAAGAUUCUUUUACUAUUAUUCCUAUAUUGGUUGGAUCGUUAAGUCCAGAAAGAGAAGCACUUUAUGGAAGAUUGUUGGCACCAUAUAUGGCUGAUCCACAAACAUUAUUUGUUAUUUCCUCGGAUUUUUGUCACUGGGGACAACGGUUUCGUUAUACUUAUUAUGAUACAUCGUGUGGUGCUAUUCAUAGAUCUAUUCAGAAUCUUGAUAAAAUGGGUAUGGACAUUAUAGAAACUUUAAAUCCCACAGUGUUUACUGGUUACCUUAAAAAAUAUGGUAAUACUAUAUGUGGCCGACAUCCUAUCAGUGUUUUAUUACAGGCGAUUCAUAGUUUAAAAGGAAAUACCAAUGGCCAAAGAAUGAACUUGAAGUUUCUUAAAUAUGCUCAAAGUAAUCAAUGCAAUAACAUGAAUGACAGUUCUGUUAGUUAUGCUAGUGCUUCCUUGGUUCUUGAGUGAUAAAAUAUACAACUUCGAUAUUGUUACUGUCAGUUGAAAAAUUCACACAAGAGAAAGUACUAAAAAAUAAAUGACAGUAAUGACCUAUCAACCAUCAAACACAUGAAUCGAGAUUCUCGCAAGUGUCUUUUUUAUGUCUACAAAAAAUAAUAACACGAAGAUCUAGUAACAAGUAAUUAUCUUAUGUGAAAUUUCCUUGGUUAUCUGAGAAGAAAUACAUUAAUUCGUGCAAUAAACAUCGUAUGUAGAAAUAUAUUGUCAUAAAAUUGUUUUGUUUAAAGGUAUUUCGGUUUAUUACUUACAAGAAAUAAUCAGUACUUCCAGAUAUUAAUUGUGGAAGGAGCUUAAGUAUUUCUUUGCUUUGAUUAUUGCUACAAGUAAUAGCAUAAAAUAAGGCUACGUUAUUCAUCGUACCAAGAAAGCAGAAAUUCAGUCUAUCGAUCAAGAAGAGAUUACUGAUAAAUUAAUGCUUUACAGUUUUAUUACAUCGAUGUAAACAAUUGUUAAAAAUUUUAAAAAUGUAUUUAUUAUUAAUGUUAUUAAUUUCAAUUUUUCAAUGCAUUUAGUUGAGAGAAUGACGAGGGAGGUAAUAUUUUUUCAUAAAAUAUUAUGUCACAACGAUAUUUGUAAAUUAUAUUUCAAUAUAAGUAUGAUACUGUCCAUUGUGUAGAAUUAUUGGUUGUGAUUCGAAGAUAUACUACUAGUAUAAAGUUAUUCGUUACAUAAAACCGUUUGAAACUUUUUAAUCUAGUAUCAUUUAUUUAUUUUCCGUGAAUAGAAUGACAAAUAUUAAGAAAAUUAAUACAAAUAUAUAUAUACACACACAUAUAUAUAUAUACUUUAUUUUUGUAUUAUUUAUCUCAGGGACAUAUUUACACCUAACAGUAAAAAUAAAUUUUAAACAUAUCUCUUCUAUGUCGCUAGUAUGAAUGGUCUGCAACAAUGAAUGUUACAUGGAACAUUAUUACAGAAAUAAUGGAGUACAACUUAACUAUUCUUUUUCCCUUUAAAACAAAGCAAUGAAAUGAUCUCAAAUCCUUCCUACCCUAUAAUCUCUUGUUAUUUCUCGUUAGCAUAAAAAAUUAAACAGAACAAUACCAAUAUUGUAUUGUCAUAAUGUUAUCAUGUAAGUGUGAAGGAGGAUCAGUAGAGAAAAAAAUGCAUGUAAAAUAUUUUAAGCUAUUACUAAUGUUUUAUUCAUUACGAGUUAUUAAUAUUUAUGUUACAAUAAAACAUUUUUAUAGUAAAUUUUAUGUAAAUUUUUGUGAGAUUUGUUUUGUAAUAAAGUGAAGUAAACAUUUUUUAA